AUGCCGACUUAUCCUUCCAAUGCUGUCUUUUCUGCCUUUUCGUUCGUUGGCUUUAUCCUGGCGCUCAUUCCUUUCUCCUGGCAUUGCAGAGCAUCCAGCAUUGGCACCUGCUUAUUCGUUACAUGGACGGGACUCUUAUGUCUGGUGUUCUUCGCCAACUCAAUCAUUUGGAAUGACAAUGUAAUCGACUGGGCUCCGGUGUGGUGCGAUAUCUCGUCACGCUUCAUUGUCGCGAUGAACGCGGGCUUUCCGGUAGCAUGCCUAUUGAUCAAACGGCGACUCUACAAUAUAGCUCGUAUGUCACCAGUGACGAAUAAAAGCCGAGAGCUCGCUCUGGAAUUGGGUCUUGGAUUGGGGCUUCCAGUCCUCGAGGUCGGCCUUUAUUCUACUGUCGAAGGCCACCGCUUCGACAUCUACGAAGAAGCCGGAUGUUGGCCUACCAUGGUCAUUCUCCCAUGGGCGUAUCCGCUGGUCAUAUGCGUACCUCUCAUCAUUGGCCUUAUCAACCUGCUCUAUGGAACUCUGACCAUCUACCGUGUCGUAAAGGAACGACGUGCUCUACAGGAACUACUCCCAACGACUCACAAGAUUUGCGACCAUCCCAUCGACAGCCAUUUCAUCCGCCUCCUCACCCUCUCCUCAGUUGAAGUCAUCUUCACUAUUCCUCUGGCCUGCCUUGAAAUUUACAUCGAUAGCCGGAAUGGAUUAUACACCUGGCGCGGUUGGGCCGACUUGAGAUACAAAUUCUCUCGUAGCUUCUUGUACCCUUCAGUCAUCUGGAGAGCGGAUGGGUAUCGCUUGGCAGGAGUCGAGCUCAACCGUUGGAGUCCUGUGCUUUGUGCAUUUGUAUUUUUCUCCCUGUUUGGCUUUGCAGACGAGGCGAGAAGGAACUAUAAGGCAGCAUGGAGGGUCUUGAAGCGGCCUAUAAUCUGGAUCGCGCCUGAAUGGAUGCGAAGGUAA
Molecule: messenger RNA, 960 nt
Organism: Stereum hirsutum FP-91666 SS1
Lineage: Eukaryota; Fungi; Basidiomycota; Agaricomycetes; Russulales; Stereaceae
Product: fungal pheromone STE3G-protein-coupled receptor
Exons: 5
Coding region: 1-960 (319 amino acids)
Biological process (GO): G protein-coupled receptor signaling pathway
Cellular component (GO): membrane
Molecular function (GO): mating-type alpha-factor pheromone receptor activity
Source: RefSeq, a predicted model, not a curated record